Messenger RNA from Cicer arietinum (chickpea), 1833 nucleotides. RefSeq names its product isocitrate dehydrogenase [NADP]. Gene Ontology annotation, molecular function: magnesium ion binding; NAD binding; isocitrate dehydrogenase (NADP+) activity. The record is from RefSeq and is a predicted model, not a curated record. Gene Ontology annotation, cellular component: mitochondrion. Gene Ontology annotation, biological process: isocitrate metabolic process; NADP+ metabolic process. Lineage: Eukaryota; Viridiplantae; Streptophyta; Magnoliopsida; Fabales; Fabaceae.
CAGACUACUAGGCAGUCUGAUAGAGUGAGAAAAAAGAAGGCAAGGGUUGAGUGAAGUCAAAACUGAAAACUGAAAACCCCACCCAAAGAGAAAGGAAUAAGAAAAUCAAGUUAUUAUGCUGAGAGCAAUGUUUCGAUUGAGUUCUACCACCACCACCACCAUGUUCUCUUCUACUUCUACUUCUUCUUCAAUUUCUUCUCUCAGAAACCCUAACUUUCUCUUCCCUUCUUCAACUCCGUCAUCUUCAAUUUCCUUCUCCAACAAUCGAAUCUCCCUUCGAUGCCUCGCCACUCGUCCUAUCCACGUCAUCAAUCCCAUCGUCGAAAUGGACGGUGAUGAAAUGACCAGGAUUAUUUGGAAGAUGAUCAAGGAUAAACUUAUAUUUCCUUACUUGGAUUUGAACAUAAAGUAUUUUGAUUUGGGGAUUGAGAAUCGCGAUGCUACUGAUGACAGAGUUACUGUCGAAAGUGCUGAAGCCACUCUUAAGUACAAUGUUGCUGUGAAAUGUGCAACCAUAACCCCUGAUGAGACCCGAGUCAAAGAAUUUGGACUGAAGUCUAUGUGGAGAAGCCCCAAUGGCACAAUAAGGAAUAUUUUAAAUGGUACUGUAUUUCGUGAGCCCAUAAUAUGCCGCAAUAUACCCAGAAUUAUUCCUGGAUGGAAAAAACCCAUUUGUAUUGGCAGACAUGCUUUUGGUGAUCAGUAUCGUGCCACUGAUACAAUAAUCACAGGACCGGGAAAGCUUAAGCUGGUAUUCGUCCCAGAAGAUGGUGACACUCCAGUGGAGCUUGAUGUUCAUAAUUUCAAAGGCCCUGGUGUAGCCCUUGCUAUGUAUAAUGUUGAUGAGUCUAUUCGAGCAUUUGCUGAAUCAUCCAUGUCACUGGCAUUUGCAAAGAAGUGGCCACUUUACUUGAGCACCAAAAACACAAUUCUCAAGAAAUAUGAUGGCAGAUUUAAAGACAUAUUUCAGGAGGUGUAUGAAGAAAGGUGGCAGCAAAAGUUUGAAGAACACUCAAUAUGGUACGAGCAUAGACUAAUUGAUGACAUGGUGGCAUAUGCGCUCAAGAGUGAAGGUGGAUAUGUUUGGGCUUGCAAGAAUUAUGAUGGCGACGUCCAAAGUGAUUUACUUGCUCAAGGAUUCGGUUCAUUGGGUCUCAUGACUUCUGUGCUGUUAUCUUCUGAUGGCAAGACAUUAGAAGCUGAGGCAGCUCAUGGAACUGUAACUCGGCAUUUUCGAUUUCAUCAAAAGGGACAAGAAACCAGUACAAAUAGUAUUGCUUCCAUUUUUGCAUGGACACGAGGACUAGAACAUAGAGCCAAGCUGGAUAAUAAUGAAAAACUACAGGAUUUUGCCCAUAAGUUAGAGGCUGCAUGUGUUGAGACAGUGGAGUCAGGAAAGAUGACCAAAGAUCUCGCUAUUCUGGUUCACGGUCCAAAGGUAUCGAGGGAAUUUUACUUGAACACCGAGGAAUUUAUUGAUGCUGUGGCGGGUAAUCUUCAGAGAAAGCUCCAAUAGCCUGCAAUGGUCUAACAUACUGUUUUUCUUUGUAUUUGUUUUUGGAAAAGCUAAGCAACGAUUUGAUGGAUGCCUAAUUUUUUAUCAUUGACAUGGGUUGAAAUCCUAGGCCCUAGAAUCUUAAGAAAGCUUGAAAUAGAGGGAGGGGCCUAUAUUGAUAAAAUGGAUAAUUAUUCUUUGGGUGGCUUCCCCAUUCUUACACUUCUGUAAUAGUUUUUUUGUUGUUAGAGAAACACUAUUGUAAUAGUGAAACAAUAAUUAUCAGCUGAAUUUGAAAUUCAGAUGAAGAAAUAUGAUUGUGUAGAAUUGAUGCCUUA